Molecule: messenger RNA, 3052 nt
Organism: Gambusia affinis (western mosquitofish)
Lineage: Eukaryota; Metazoa; Chordata; Actinopteri; Cyprinodontiformes; Poeciliidae
Gene: ttpa
Product: tocopherol (alpha) transfer protein
Exons: 5
Coding region: 44-931 (295 amino acids)
Cellular component (GO): membrane
Molecular function (GO): phosphatidylinositol bisphosphate binding
Source: RefSeq, a predicted model, not a curated record
CGUCCGGAGGAGACCAGCAGCAGAAAGCCGACCUGAGUGCGAUAUGAACGGUUCUCAGCUCACGGAGCUUCCGGACGACUCAGAGCAGCUGAGGCCGCAUGUGGUGAGCCUGAGGCGGGCAGCCCUGCAGGCCGAUGAUCUGUCCGCUGUGGGAACGUUUUCCGACGGCUUCCUCAUCAGAUUUCUCCGCGCCAGAGACUUCGACCUGACGCUCUCUCUGAAGCUCUUGCUGAACUACCUGCACUGGAGGAGGGAGAGUCCUGAGAUCAGCACAUGCCUGUCUCCUUCAUCUGUCUUUGGUCUCCUCAAGACAUCAUACCAUGCUGUUCUCCCACAGCGGGACCACGUUGGCAGCAGGGUGCUCAUCUACAGGAUUGGGCAAUGGAACCCAAAAGAUUGGUCAGCCUUCCAGGUGUUCAGGGUCAGCCUGAUGACAUCAGAAAUCAUCUCCAGGGAGACAGAGACACAGAGGCGAGGUUUGAAGGUGAUAUUUGAUCUGAAGGGGUGGAGUUUGGGCCAUGCCCUGCAGAUUAACCCUUCCCUCGCCAGGAAGAUAUCCUGUGUGCUUUCGGACUCUUUUCCACUAAAAGUGAGAGGAAUUCAUUUGGUUAAUGAGCCGAUAUUCUUCCGUCCAGUCUUCUCUAUGAUCCGUCCCUUUCUACCAGAUAAGAUCAAGCAGAGGGUUCAUAUGCAUGGUACAGACUAUCACCAUACUUUAAGUGACCUCUUCUCACCAGAUGUUCUCCCUCCAGAGUAUGGAGGAGAGGGUUUGGGAAUAGAAGAAGUCUGUCAGGCUUGGACCCAGGAACUGUUUCAAUCCGAGAACCUCUUGAAACAGAUUGCUUCCCACCCAACAGGAGACAUUUCCACAAAUCCUGGAGACGCUUUGAUCUCAGAGGAAAAUGAGACAAUGACUCUCACCGAAGGCUGAUGGAAGAGUUGUUGGCUGGGUGACAUCAUGACUAAAGUCAGAGCUGCUUUCUACCUUUCAGGACCAAAUCAUCGGAGUGAUGGUGUGUUGUUAGUGAAGUUUUCUUUUGAAUUAACAGUCUUUCUUGUUACAUUUUUAGUUUAAAUUCUGAUCAAGAGGAUGAAGUUGCAACAAAAUUACUUAGAUAAACAUCAACCAGAAGAUGUUGAUGUCAGGAUUAUGUCUGAACAGGCUGGGAUUAAUCUGAGGUCCAGAAAGUAAAGCUACUAUUUCUGAUUCUCAUUUGAUGCACUAAUAAAGUAUUCAGGUUUCUACACCUGGUUGACUUUGAACCAGACAGUUAUGGAAGCCUCAAAUGCUGAACACUGUUCAGUUUGUCAUACCUGGAGGGAACUUGGUAGUGGGAUACAGUCUGCCUCAAUCUUAAAUGUUAAUAACAAUUGAUUUCUCUCCAAGUCACUUUCUAAUGCAAAUGUGACAUGUUAAAAGAACCGAACAUAUUCUGUUAAAAUGUUAAAAGAACAGAAUGUCAUUUUGUUCUUGAAAAUCUAGGGAAGAGAACAAAUUUCUCUGUUCUUGAAUAGCAUGUAUUGGCCCUGCUCUCAUAUGCUGUUAGCUUGAACUUAUGAAAAAAUAGAAACUUUCCUCAGAUGUUAACAGACAGAAUCUUUCCACCAAAUUUAAGUUUUUAAUUGCCGUUUCAGUCCGAGCUACUAAUAUGAGUCUGUGAUAUGAAGGUGUGAGCUUUAAGCCUGGCACCUGGUUAUCUAAAUUUAAAACUUAUUUUCAAAUAAGAUUGGAAAUUGUUGUCCAAUUAUAUAGCAGAGUUGGCUAACAAAGACUAACAAAGACUGCGUUUACUAGGACGCCUCCAGCACUUUUAAAUUCUUUUUGUGGUAUAAGUGAUGAUAAGUUUAAAAUGGAAAUAAGAAAAUAAGACACUUUAUUUAGAACUGUUGUGAGCCUGUUGUGACUGGGUAACCAUCAGCCACUAAUAAUGUUAAUUAGCUGUAGCUGCUCAAAACAGAGACCCGGAUGCAAAAGGCCAGUGAAAGCACAAAUGGAAAUAAAAAACAGAACAAAUAUUGCAAUAUUUAUCAAUAAUAUUGCAAAGUCGAUAUUAUAUGUUUUUAUGAUUCAUCCCUAAAAGUGACUCUUUAAAACACAAUUUGAAAUUAUGGAAUCCCCUAUUUUUUUAUACUUAGAACACCAUAGAAAUAAAAUAAAACUCUAGAAAAGUCUGGACUAUUAUUUCACACUUAUUACACAUUCUUCAAGUUAGGUUCCUGAUUUGUGAAAAUCUUACAAUAGUUGGGAGAAAAGGUUCUUUCUUUUUCCCUAGGAUGUAUGUUUGGUUUUUUUGUUUGUUUGUUUGUUGUUGUGAACCCAAUAUCACAUGUUGUCUCAAGAGCUUGAUUUAUCAUCACACACUGAAUACUAAUGCAAAAUGAAGACAUUGAACGAGUUAGGCAAAGCAGGUAAGAUGUUUCCUGUUGAUAACGUCACAAAAGAACCACGUUCAUUCAUUCCGAUGUGGGUUCUCCACAUUUUUUGGACCAAUCUCUAAAAACAGAGGCCUGCUCAGUCCUUUGCUACAGCCAAGCUUUAAAGGCAGGAGUCAUAACAUUUUACUGCUCCACUCAUAUAAUCAAACUCGUUAAACUCACAUUCCUACUGUUUGUAGAACAUCUUAAUAAUGUGUUCAUUUUAAUUCAAUCACAUUCUGUACGUACAAUUUGAACAACUUUUCCAAAAAACCUGACUGUCUCUACUCUUCAUACUUAUGAAUUAAUUCUGGACUAAUAUCAGUCCUGUAGAAAUGACUAACAUAGAUGUUAAUGUAAUAAUGUGAGUGAGUUGUGUAAUAUGCAGUGUUUCUAUCACUGCUGCAACAGUUUCUGUGAAUACAAUGUAUUUUGAUUAUUAUUAUUGCUUUCAAGAAAUAGAAUGUAUUUAUAAUUAUUUUUAAAGUGCUAAAUUAUGAUUUCUGUUGAGAGUAAUUUAACCUAUAAAGUAUGAUUUAAAAAUGUCAGUAUGUCAUUUUUCAUAUGUGAAACUCGCACAAAAACAAAUCGGCACAAUAAUUGAAUUGCAGGUGAUAAUAAAAUGACCUGAAACAUU